AUGAACCCCCACGUGCACCUACUGAUCAGAGCAGAGUCGGUGAAGUCACCCCACCCACUCGCCCCACUCAUAGAGCCUUGGGCUACGCGUUUUGCAAAGCGCAGCCCUAGGGCAGCGGAACCAGUAGCGGAUGCAGCGAGGCAGCACCCCCACCACGUGGCGCUCAUUGCUGAGGGCUUUCUGGCCGUUCCCCCCUCCCUUUCUCCCCUUCUCCUCUCCUCCUUUCCCCCUGCCCCCCUUCCCCCCCCCUGCCCCGCGUCCCCCCCCCUGCCCCCCUUCCGUCCCCCCGCUCCCCAGGCAAAGCGCAGCCCCAGAGCAGCGGAGGCAGUGGCGGACGCGGCACGGCAGCACGCCCACCACGUGGCGCUCAUCGCUGAGGGCUUCCUGGAGGCGCGCACCGUGCUGCACCGCGCUCCACCGCCCAAUGAGGCCGCUCCACGUGGCGCCCAGAUGGUGGGCCCCUCUCCUGGUGGAGGAGGAGGAGGGCCCGCGGCGGGCGCUGGUGGUGUGGCAGCGGUGGCGAUGGCGGGUUCAAUAGGGCGACUGCCACAGCAACCCGGGGCGCCCAUGGGUCAGCAGGCAAAGCAGGAGCCCGUGUAUCCCACGCCACCACAGCAGCCCCUUGCCCGCCCUGCUGCCCCCUCCCCCUCCCCCUCCCCCUCUCAAUCCUUGCGUGCACACCAGCCCCCCUUGCCUGCUGCAGCGGGGGGAGGCGUGCCAGUGGGGAUGGGGGGAGGGCCAGCAGGCGCCAUUUCUGGUACCGCCACUGGUGCCGCUGGGGGUGCUGGGGGUUCUGCUUCUGCGGUGGGUGCGGGCCCAGGGACAGCAGCGCCCAUGCCCUCUCUCCGCACCACGAGCCCCAGCCCCCAGUUCUUCCCCUCCGGGCAGCAGCAGCAGCAGCAGCAGCAGCAGCAGCAGCAGCAGAAGCCACCACAGGCGUAUCAGCAGCUGCUUCCGCAGCAGCAGGCAGCACAGCAGCAGCCGCAGCCGACAGGAGUGGCUGUGCCGGCAGGGGCGAGGCUGGGAGGAGGCAUGGCAGGGCAGCUGGCGGGUGCUGCGGGGAUGGGACCAGCUGGGAGUGGCGCUGCUGCAGGGGCUCUGCCUGGUGCUGCUGCAGGCGCUGCUGCUGCUGCUGGAGGGGCGGGCAGAGUGGCAGUGGGUGGUGGGGCUGCUGGGGUGGCGGGAGUGGCAGUAGCAGGAGCAAUGCAGCAGCCUGGAGUGCCUCUGCAGGCACAUCAGCAGCAGCAGCAGCAGCAGCAGCAGCCUACUCAGAUGGUUGCUGGGCCUGGAGGUCGCAUGAUGCCCCGCGCCGCCUCUAUAGGCAUGGCAGCAGCAGCAGCAGGAGCACCUGCAGCAGGUAUGGGUGCAGCCAUACCAGCAGCCGUUCCCGGACCUCAGAUGGCCAGGCCUGGAAUGCCCAUACCAACCGGAGGCCCGGGAGGAGCAUCUGGCAUGGCAGGACGCGGAGGACCGGGCUCGGCUGCCUCCCAGCCAGGCCUUGCCCGUGGGCUGGCACCAGGUCGGGGAGCAGGCCCGGGAGCAGGUCCGGGAGUAGGCUCGGUAGCAGGGUUCAUGGGGCGAGGAGGUCCGGGAGUGGCAGCAGAGGUGGUGGGGGAGUCAGGGGGGGGUGCAGCAGCAGCAGGCAUGGGUGGGCGGGGGGUGGGCCUGCCAGUGACAGCGCAGCAGGGCAGGCCGGGGCCGGCAGCAGUGGUGGGUGGUGGGGGGAGCAUGGGGAUGGGGAUGGUGGGAGCAGGUGGAGCAGCAGCGGGGCCGAUGGUGGGGGGGCAGGCCGGCAUGGCAAGGCGUGUGGUAGGGGGCGUUGUGGGGGUGGGUGGUCCCAUGGCAGGGGCACCGGGAGGGCCUGUGGGAGUUGGUGCGGGCAUGGCAGGGGCGGCAGGGGGUGGAGCCGCUGGUGGUGCUGGCGGACAAAUGGGCCAGCGGCCUCCCCUGCAGCAGCAGCAACAACAGCUGCAGCAGCAACAGCAGCAGCAGCAGCAGUUCCAGACACCGCAACGACCAGCACAGCCACCGUUUCAGUAG
This is a messenger RNA of Closterium sp. Naga37s-1, 2040 nucleotides long. The record is from the annotation of a GenBank genome assembly. NCBI's taxonomy places the organism in Eukaryota, Viridiplantae, Streptophyta, Zygnematophyceae, Desmidiales, Closteriaceae.